CAUCAUCAUAAUUAUGUCGAUGGCAGCAGCAUCAACAUCAACUACAGAGUACCAUGAGGCCGCCCGUAAAGGGGAUAUGGCAACAGUGAAUGCUGCUACUGAUCCUGAGGUCUUCAAUAAGCUGGAUAAGUUCGGCCGAACUCCGAUGCACGUCGCUGUAGCUAACAAUCAAAUGACGUGUGCGUCGAUGAUGGCCGAAUGUGGUGCAGACUUGGACAUUCAAGAUAUCAAUGGUGACACGCCUUUGCACAUUGCUUGCCGAGGCAACCUUCGAAUGAUGGUUUCUAUGCUCCUAUGGGCCGGUUGUGAUCGCGAUAUCGUCAAUAAGAAAGGCGAUACUGCUCUUCACUUAGCAGCUAAGGGUGGCUACGAGGAUAUCGUAUGGUUACUCUGUGAGAAUGGUGCUGAGGCCAGCUAUACCAUCAAGAACAAUGAUGGCAAACUAGCAAUCGACUUGGCUCGUGAGGCCGGGCACCCUGAUACCGUGGAGUUGCUAGAGAAGGAGAUGGCGUCCGAUGGCAAACCGAUCGAGCACCAAUCUCACUGACUCCAAGGAGUAUGUUGAUCGUAAAUGAAUACAUCACUGUUUCUCCUC
Messenger RNA from Perkinsus marinus ATCC 50983, 595 nucleotides. Its product is annotated as NF-kappa-B inhibitor alpha, putative. The transcript is spliced from 5 exons. Gene Ontology annotation, molecular function: protein binding. The coding region runs from base 14 to 547 and encodes 177 amino acids. The record is from RefSeq and is a predicted model, not a curated record. NCBI's taxonomy places the organism in Eukaryota, Perkinsozoa, Perkinsida, Perkinsidae.